Corylus avellana is the source of this 1367-nucleotide messenger RNA. The record is from RefSeq and is a predicted model, not a curated record. NCBI's taxonomy places the organism in Eukaryota, Viridiplantae, Streptophyta, Magnoliopsida, Fagales, Betulaceae.
AUGGAGAAAAAUAAAUCAGCCCUACGGCCUCCAACUCAUGGGAACCUGAUUACUGUUCUUAGCAUUGACGGAGGUGGAAUAAGAGGGAUUAUUCCUGGAAUCAUACUUGGCUUCCUUGAGUCCGAGUUACAGAAACUUGAUGGUGAGGAAGCUAGAAUUGCAGACUAUUUCGAUGUGAUCGCAGGGACGAGCACUGGGGGUCUCAUAACUACCAUGAUAACUGCACCUAAUGAAAACAGUCGUCCCUUGUAUGCUGCAAAAGACAUCAAGGCCUUCUAUUUUGAAAAUGGCCCUAAAAUAUUUCCUCAAAAAGGUUGUCCAUUUGCUGUUGCUGCAAAAAUGAUCAAAAGCAUAUAUGGGCCAAAAUAUGAUGGAAAGUAUCUUCAUAGCCUUCUGAAGGAAAAACUAGGGAGCACGAGAUUACACCAGACACUUACCAAAGUUGUAAUCCCAACUUUCGACAUCAAGCAACUUCAGCCGACUGUUUUUUCCAGCUAUCAGGUAAAGAAGCACCCGCACCUCAAUGCCUUGCUUUCAGAUAUAUGCAUCGGAACUUCAGCUGCCCCAACAUAUUUCCCUGCACAUUAUUUUGAUACCAAGGACUCCGCUGGAAAAGUGAGAAACUUCCAUCUUAUUGAUGGUGGUGUAGCUGCUAAUAAUCCGACUUUAGUUGCGAUUGGUGAAGUGACAAAAGAGAUCAACCAUGGGAGUCCUGAUUUCCGUUCCAUAAAGUCAGCAGAUUAUGGUCGAUUUCUUGUUCUGUCAUUGGGCACAGGCUCGACAAAAGUUGAAGGGAAAUACAGUGCCAUGGAAGCAGCUCGGUGGGGUAUAUUCGGGUGGUUAACUAGUGAACAUUCUACCCCAUUGGUGGAUGCGUUCACCCAAGCAAGUGCUGAUAUGGUAGACUUCCACAUUUCUGUGGUUUGUAAAGCUCUUAACUCUGAAAAAAACUACCUCCGAAUCCAGGAUGAUACAUUGAAAGGGGAAGUGUCUUCUGUUGAUAUUUCUACCAAGGAGAAUUUGGAAAAUCUUGCAAAAGUUGCACAAGUAUUAUUAAAGAAACCUGUUUCAAGAGUGAAUUUAGACACGGGUAAUUUUGAGCCUUCGAAACAUGAUCAUGAGACUAAUGAGCAGGCUAUCACAAGGUUUGCAAAGCUACUCUCGCAAGAAAAGCGCCGUCGGGAAACCUCGUUCCUGCAGAAAUGAGCUGUGAAGUACAACAUAUAUUAAUCUGAUGCGCGCAAGGGCAGAGACGAAAUAUUAGUAUUUAAGUCCUACUAAUUAAUGGAGUUUUAAUUUUCAAGAGUCGAGAAUAUGUUUGAUAUUUCAAUAAAUGGGUUAACGUUUGGUAAUUCGAUAAAUGGGUA